Molecule: messenger RNA, 1687 nt
Organism: Mastomys coucha (southern multimammate mouse)
Lineage: Eukaryota; Metazoa; Chordata; Mammalia; Rodentia; Muridae
Product: saoe class I histocompatibility antigen, A alpha chain-like
Exons: 3
Coding region: 35-670 (211 amino acids)
Biological process (GO): antigen processing and presentation of endogenous peptide antigen via MHC class I via ER pathway, TAP-independent; positive regulation of T cell mediated cytotoxicity; immune response
Cellular component (GO): external side of plasma membrane
Molecular function (GO): signaling receptor binding; peptide antigen binding
Source: RefSeq, a predicted model, not a curated record
CCGAGAGAAUCCAAUUAGGGCUACCACGGGAAGUAUGGGGUCCUCAAGCAACUGUGCUAUCCUGCAGAUGGUGGUGGUCGCUCUGGCUGUUACCCAAAUAGGUGCUGGCUCACAUUCACUGCGUUAUUUUCACACUGCCCUGUCACGGCCGGGCCGUGGGGAGCCCCAGUACAUCUCUGUGGGCUACGUGGAUGAUGUGCAGUUUCAGCGCUGUGAUAGCAUUGAGGAGAUUCCGAGGAUGGAGCCACGUGCACUUUGGAUGGAGAAGGAAGGACCAGAAUAUUGGAAGGAGCUGAAACUUAAGGUCAAGAAUAUUGCACAAAGUGCCAGAGCAGGCCUUAGGUCCCUGCUCCGCUACUACAACCACAGUGAAAGCGGCUCUCACAUCCUGCAGUGGAUGGUUUCCUGUGAGGUGGGGCCAGACAUGCGCCUUCUUGGAGCACACUAUCAGGCUGCAUAUGAUGGCUCGGAUUACAUCACCCUGAAUGAAGACCUAAGCUCCUGGACUGCAGUGGACAUGGUGGCUCAGAUCUCGAAGAAGAAGUUAGAGUCAGAUGGUGCAGCAGAGUAUGUCAGGGCCUAUAUGGAGGGAGAGUGCCUGGAAUUGCUCCACAGAUUUCUGGAUAAUGGAAAGGAGACUCUUCAGCGAGCAGGUAUGAGGAACAACUAGGAACCACUUUUAGUAAGCAAAGCUAUCUCCCCAACCAUACAUGUGAGGUCCUUGUUGUCUAGGGAGGGAGGAAGUACUGGAUCAGCUGGAAUACUGACUGCAUAAAGAGGAGGAAGAGUGGGACUGGCUUUCCUGAGCCAACAUUAUGGAGUGACUGUCCCCAGGGCUGACCUUUACUUUCAGAACAGUUGAGUCUGUCCCAGGAUGGAAGGAGAAAACACCCUGCUAUAAACAACCAAGCACUUCCAUUCAGUCUGCCACUCAGAGUGAACCAUGACCUCUUUCAGGCCUGGUUCUCUGCCCACCCCCAAUGUCUUUGGAGGUCACACUCCACGGAGGCUGAGUCUCUCAGCUCAACCUAAUCAGGACUAGAGAUGGGAAAUCUGAAGACUCCUACUUGAUUCUCUCUUAGGGUUUCUUUUGCUACAAAGAAACACCAUGACCAAAAGCAAGUUGGAGAAUAAUGGGUUUAUUUAGCUGAUAUAGCAGCUAGUGGCCACAGGUUCCUGGGUUCCUGAAAGGAAAGAUGGGGCUGAAUGGGUAGGACAGUGAGAGAAGAAUGAGACCAAGACAGGUUUCUGACCCAUGCCCAAAGUUUGCUUAGGAGUCCGAGUUUAUAAAAUGAGGGAACCCAUCCCUCUAUGCCAGGAUGUUGUUGCCUCAUCAGCAUCUUGUUGCUUUGUCUAGAAGACAGGCUCAGCACCUCAGCAGGUAGUGGCUCCUUUCAGGAAGCUGCAGACUUGACAGAACAAUAGAGCUCACCUAAGUCCAAAGACUUCACCCUAGGUGGGCUAGCCAGUUGUGGCAAAGACAAGGUCUGGUUCAUCCUGCUCAAGGCUUGGGUGGAGGGCACAGGCUUACCUUCUAGCACUGUUUGUCAUUGAAGGAAGCCAGGACAGAAAGUCAAACAGCUGAUCUACAAGGCUUGGAGCAGUGCUGCUUCCUGGCUUGCACCCUAUGGCUUGCUCUGCCUGUAUUCUUAUGGAACCCAUCAUCACCAGCUCAGAGAUGGCACCC